This is a messenger RNA of Morone saxatilis (striped sea-bass), 3891 nucleotides long. Its product is annotated as atrial natriuretic peptide receptor 1-like. Gene Ontology annotation, molecular function: protein kinase activity; peptide receptor activity; guanylate cyclase activity. Gene Ontology annotation, biological process: cGMP biosynthetic process; receptor guanylyl cyclase signaling pathway; intracellular signal transduction. Bases 1 to 2475 code for a protein of 824 amino acids. The transcript is spliced from 23 exons. The record is from RefSeq and is a predicted model, not a curated record. NCBI's taxonomy places the organism in Eukaryota, Metazoa, Chordata, Actinopteri, Moronidae.
AUGGAGGGACUCUGUGGUGGAGUAGAAAUGGCCUGGGUGGUCCGUCCUCCAGAGACGGUGAAGACCGGUGAGGUGUUCAGCGUCACAUACUCGGUAACGGCCACAGACUCUUUCUACCACUGGGCAGUCGAAAACCACAUCUUUACACACAGUUCCAUAGCGAAUGCUGAAGCAGCUCGGACAUUUUGUGAACAUCACGACUGUCCGACCAACUGGAAAGAUGCAGACGGAGAAAACUGCUGCAUUCAUCAUGCUAACAUCCACUCCUGUCCACUGGGGUACAUGACUUCAGAGAGCAUCUGUGGUCCCUGGAUUCCUGAUGACGGAAGAAUCUUCACACACACCAUCUCGACCUCCGGCAAGAUGACGCAGACCAACUGGACUGCCAAGGUGGUCCUGGUCCAUGCUGGUUUAACCUCGCUCAUUGCUCAUAUACGAGUCGGUCGCAUGCAGGUUGCUCUUGAGGCCAAGAGCACCGUGCAGCCUGCUGUAGUGUGUGGUGAUGGUGUCUGUGAGGAGGCAGAGCUUUGUUCCACCUGUUCAGCUGACUGUGGUGAAUGCCCUAUGAGCCCAACCACCAAGCUAGCGAUCGGACUGCCACUCAGCCUGCUCUGCCUCUGCUUCAUACUGACCGCUGUGUGGCUGAGGUAUCAGAAACAGAAGCUGUUGUGGGAUGAGAGCUGGAUCAUAGACUUUGCAACGAUAAAACAAGAUCAGGAAGCUCAUAUGACCACGGGCAGUAUGAUGAGUGUACCGGUAGGGAACAGCGACAGUAACACCAGCUGUGUGACUGCUCUCAGCUCCUAUACAGGACAACCCGGGACCCGAAAAACACCGUUCACCUGCACUGGGAUAUAUGACGGCAGGACGGUGGCCAUCAAGCGGAUUCAAACAAAGACUUUCUCUCUGUCCAAAACCAUCAGACAGGAAGUCAAACAAGUCAGGGAGCUCGAUCACCCCAACCUGUGUAAGUUCAUUGGCGGGUGUGUUGAGGUUCCUAAUGUUGCCAUAGUGACGGAGUACUGCCCAAAAGGAAGCCUUAAUGAUGUCCUUCUUAAUGAUGAGAUCCCACUUAACUGGGGCUUCAGGUUUUCGUUUGCUACAGACAUUGCGAGAGGGGUGUCGUACCUACACCAACACAAGAUCUGUCAUGGCCGACUCAAGUCUCUAAACUGUGUCUUAGACGACCGCUGGGUCUGCAAAAUAACAGAUUAUGGCCUGAGGAUGUAUCGCACAGAUGAUAGGGCGGAGCCUCUUUCCAGCUAUCAGCAGAGACUCCUGGAGGUGUACAUGCCGCCUGAGUUUCAUAACUCUAACAUGGAGCCGACGCUGACUGGAGACGUGUUCAGUUAUUCCAUCAUUUUGCUGGAGAUUGCAACUCGGAGUGACCCCGUCCCAGCAGAGGAGUCUAAUCUGGAGAGUGCCUGGUGUCCUCCUCUGCCAGAGCUGAUCUCCAGUAAAGCCGACAGCACCUGCCCCUGUCCUGCUGACUAUGUAGAGCUGAUCCGACGAUGUCGCUCUCAUAACCCCACCCACCGACCCACCUUUGAACAAAUCAAGAAGUUUGUUCACCGAAUCAACCCGAUCAAAGUCAGCCCGGUGGACAUGAUGAUGAACCUGAUGGAGAAGUACAGUAAGCACCUGGAGGUGUUGGUGGCUGAGCGGACACAGGAUCUGAUGCAUGAGAAACAGAGGACUGACAGACUGCUAUACAGUAUGCUUCCGAAACAGGUAGCUGAUGACCUGCGGCAGGGGAAACCGCUGCAGGCUCAGAGUUAUGUCAGUGCUACCAUCUUCUUCAGUGAUAUCGUGGGCUUCACACAGCUGUCCAGCAGCAGCACACCUUACCAGGUCGUAGAUUUCCUCAACAAACUCUACACAACGUUUGAUGACAUCAUUGACAACUACGACGUCUACAAGGUGGAAACCAUCGGAGAUGCAUACAUGGUGGUCUCCGGUGUUCCCCUGGAGAACGGGAUCCUCCACGCCUCAGAGAUUGCCAGCAUGGCUCUGGACCUGGUGGGUGUCUGUCGCACCUUCAGGAUCCCCCACAAACCCAACAUACAGCUACAGAUACGAGCCGGGAUACACUCCGGUCCGGUGGUAGCGGGGGUUGUGGGGACGAAGAUGCCUCGUUACUGUCUGUUCGGAGACACAGUCAACACAGCAUCUAGGAUGGAGUCCACCAGCCUGGCCCUGAAGAUCCAGUGCAGCUCCAGUGCCUUUUACCUGCUGGAGGAGAUCGGCGGCUACGUCCUGGAGUGCAGAGGAAUGCUGCAGGUCAAGGGGAAAGGUGAUAUGGUAACUUAUUGGCUGGUGGGGAAGAAGACAUCUCUGGUCUCCAAGGACGUCAGUCCAGACACCAAGACGACCAAACACAUCACCACUGAGACAGAGGCAGAGGCGGAGAAAGAGCGAGAGUUGUACUCCUCCAUGCCCGGGUUCCUAAACGAUGAUCUCCUGGAUCCGGCCUGAUCCCCAGAAACUCUGAGUUUAUCAUUUGAUGUGAUUUCUUCAGUUGCCAUCUGUGUUUGUUGACAGUUAGCCUGAAAACUAUAUAUAAUGUGUUAUAUGUUAUAUGUAUGCAUCGUGCUGUGGCUGUUUAAUUAUGUCAAUCAACUGAACAACAAGAUCCCCAGAGCUUAAACACAUUAACACAUUAUUAUAACUGUGUAAGUGGGUAACACCCUUUAACCUUAUUCCUGAACUUUAUACAGAGGUUAGGGACACGAGGCAGAGGUCGUGCUGUAGAUACAGAGCAGAAGUCGAUGCUGUAGAUACGGGGCAUCAGUCAUUCUUCUGGAUUCGUCCUGAUCCCCAGAAACUCAGUUUAUCAUUUGAUGUGAUUUUUUUUCCAGUUGUCAUCUGUGUUUGUUGACAGCCUGAAAGUAUUUAUAUGUUAUGUAACCACCAUGUUGUGGCUGUUUAAUUGUCAUUAAUCCACUGAACAAGAUCCCUGCAUCUUAAACACAUUAUUAGAACUAAGCACUCAACAAGUAAGGACAAGUAAAAUCAGGCAAGUAAAUCUUGCAACAGGUUGUUUUUUUCCGGUGCUCAUGAUUGAUGAGCUAAUGAGUGAGCUAUCUCGCUUCCUUCUCACCUCUGUUGAGGGUUGCACAUGCUCAGUACUGAUCAGGCACUUACGAGAACAUGCUGUCAGGUAAAGACAAAGCCAAAAGAGCAUUUCUGUAAUGUCAGAAACAGGAGUUUAGUUGGGGGGCGUUAGAGGAUGGAAGUUUGAGAGCAAGGCAUUCGUGGGUGGAUCUAGCUGACAUGAAAAAGGCCUGGUCACCUCAGUUUGGUGUCAAAUGCUUUACAUUGCGUUAAUUGAGAUUAAUAAAGUCUAAAAAAAAACAGAUAUUCAUUUAAUUAUCUGUUAUGGCGACAUCUUAGACUAAGUAAUGACUUGAAGGCGUAAUUUCAAUGAAGACAAUCAUGUAUUUUGGAAAAAUGUCUAAAGAUUUGGAAAUAAAACAAUUUAUUGAUUUCUACAGGGUCGUUUUUAAAGGAAAAUUUUAAAAGCUAGAAGAGUUAUUCAGAAGCUGCUAAUAAAUAAAACUAUUUGUAUUGGGGCAAGUACAUUUCUGACCCACUAGCCUGAACAGGCAAGAAAAAAACCCCAUUGAACCCUGAUAGUCAGGUAAAAUCAUUAUUACUAACAAAUCUAGUUCAAGAUUUGGCCAAAAAUAUUGGUAGCCUUAAGUUGGCUUUUUUAAAGUCUAGCUAAUUAGAAAACAGUUGGUCUCAAACAGCUAGUUAUUUAGCUGUUGUUUGCUGAAAUGUGGUUGUCUCUUCAAAAUAGACUAGCCUAGCACAUAGCAUAUCUAAGUACAGGAAAGGAGGAGGUUGACCGAGGUUACGGUCAGCUGUCGUUGGAAGGGGUCCGUUGCA